Molecule: messenger RNA, 1389 nt
Organism: Trichomonas vaginalis G3
Lineage: Eukaryota; Parabasalia; Trichomonadida; Trichomonadidae
Exons: 1
Coding region: 1-1389 (462 amino acids)
Source: RefSeq, a predicted model, not a curated record
AUGGAUUUUGACGAUUGUAAGAAAGCUAAGCAAGAGAAUCAACUCAUUUCAUGCUACAUGUUUGAAUUUCACCAAGGAAAUCAUCCUGAGAUAUUCUGGAAGUACGGAAAACAAAUUGAAUUUUUGGAUGAUAUCAUGUGGUACACAGUCACUACUCCAAUUGCUCAAGAUUCAAAACUAUGCAGCCCAGAAUGCUCAAUUUUUGUCACAACAUUCGAUCAUUACAAACUUUAUUCGUUUUAUUUAUUAGUACCCGGUGUUGAAGCGCGUGGCUUUACAAGAACUGUUUGUUUAUGCGUAACAAUUGACAUAAAAACAAAAGUUAUCAAUCUUCCGAAAAAAUUCAUUGAUUUAAUUCAAGAUUACUUCAUAAAGUCAGUAAUACCGUCAUAUGAACCAUUUAAAAAGGAAUUUUCAGAUUAUAUAGGAUCGCUUAUUGCUACAGUUAAGGCUUUUCCUGAUUCAGAAGUUUAUAUAAAUCCAAUUAUCAACGAAAUCACUCCAAUUGCAAAAGGCUUGAAUGUAGAGGUAAAUAUGAAUCAACAGCCUAAGAAACCGGAGUUAUUUAAUCAAAUUAACAAUGAUCUUCGAAAAGUUGAGAGUUUAUUUGAUUUUGACACACUUACAGAACAAAUAUCAUCAAUCAUGAAUACUCUUGAUGUCAUUUUACCUUACGGAAAUAUUUUUGAAUUAAAAUAUAUUGAUACAAAACAAUUUCUGAAUUUUGGAGGUAUAUAUGGUCAGAACUAUGCCGAUUAUGUUAUUGACUUAUUCCAGAGAGCAGAAGAAAUUAAUUCCCAGAAAUAUAAUUUAAUAUCUCUUCUAAAAUCGCAUGUUUUCCAUCAUUGCGUGAACUGUAUAUUCCAGAGUAUCCCACUAGUGAUUGAGAGCCCUGAUAUUCAAAGUUGUAAAGAAUUGGCAAGAAAAUUUUCAAUUUUCGUUCCAAAUUUCACAAAUGAUUGUUUAAAUCAGGUUGAUAAAGUUGAUGAUAAUGUUAUCACUGAGAAACACUCAAUAAUUAUAACAAAACACGUUGAUCGAGAUAUGAAUCGAAUUGUUGGUAUUUUAAAUCCAGAACUUGGGUACUACGAAGGCCCUUUAUGUCCAUAUCACUCUAUAGUUGAUAGAGCUUUUGGUUUCCAAACGAAAACCGAUAUCUCAUUUUUAAUUAAUUGUUUAUCAAGAUUGAAAGAAAUAGAAUACAAAUUUGUAGCUUUUAUGUUCAAGAUAAAAGAAGAAAACUCUCUCCAAGACAAUCCAAACAUCAGUAUCUUUGAUAAACAGACUCUUUCGAAUUGGAACAAUAUGAUGUUACUUUCUGGUGUGUCAUCAUCAAUUCAGACUGUAGAACAGAUUCCCAUUUCAUGGGGUAUCGUUGCUUAUUAUUAA